Molecule: messenger RNA, 1299 nt
Organism: Aspergillus puulaauensis
Lineage: Eukaryota; Fungi; Ascomycota; Eurotiomycetes; Eurotiales; Aspergillaceae
Exons: 6
Coding region: 1-1299 (432 amino acids)
Source: RefSeq, a predicted model, not a curated record
AUGAAGUUGCUCUCCCUCUCCGUGUGGCUGGGGCUCCUGCUAGCUGGUGUCAGCUAUGCUGCCCCGGCCAGCCCAGCUCUAGGAAAUGGCAAUGACACCGUCUUUGGACCUGUUAAUGACGCCCUGGUGGCUCGAGCAGUUCUUGAGAAGCGCGAGGUCUUCUUCAGUUGCAGCGAUCAGCGAUUCUCGGUGCAUCUCACCCAGGCAAUCCACGACGCAAGAGAAAUUAUCAGUAACGCAGUGGACCACCUCGAGCUUGCCAUCAGCCUCUACAACGAGGACGGCUCUGGCCGACUCAAGGAGAGCAAGGACGAAAAAUCCAAGCGCACAUUCGACGAGCACAAUGCAUUCAUAACGUACUCACAGUUUAUUUCGCAGCUAAGGUGGACUGACCCAAAAGCGGCGGCCAAGGAUAAGGCAGGGCUACAAAAGAUCAAAGGGACAAGGGACCUUGCCAAGUCGCUCGUGAAGCAGUACGACAAUUAUAUUGCUGGGCAAAGCGUGCCAUGGCUGCGUGAUGGUAUCCCGUAUGUUCGGAUUUAUUGUAAUGAGGAGGAAUAUCUGUCUGCUCAAGACAGCCAGGGGCGCACAUACGCGGAGGCUCACCCCGGGGAACAAAAUUGGCUCAAUACCCAAUUGGGUACAAUGUAUCAGCUCCUCGAAACAGAAGGGUUCGAAAUGAACAGGAAGGAGGUCUGGGUGCCACGGAAAGAUGUCUGUCCACUCCGUCGCGGCCCAACGCAUUAUCGAUUCGGUCUAGUACCUGCAAGACAAGGAAUCAAGGCGUACGUGAGUCACCCACGCAUGGGACUCGUCGAGGAGACAAUGACCUUCUGCCCGGCGGAGUUCGAACGGUGGAUUGCGUUCAACGAUGAUCGGAUAGCGCAGGGAAUCCAUUACCGUGACCUGCAUGUCAAGAUCGGGGAAGAUCCGAGUGAAAGGCAGAUACAGGCAAUAGACACACUCUUGGCGUCACCAGAGGUCAACGCCGAGAUCGGAUUUAGUAGGGGGAUGAUGUGGCUGGGGAACUUUUUGACGGCGACGAUGAUCCACGAGUCAACGCACUCCCAGGCGUUUGUGGGUGGCCAGAACACGUUGAUUGACGUGCAGUGCGACGGCGGCAUCGUCUCGACGGAUGUUCAAUGCAUGAGGAAAAUCGCCAGCGGUGAGGAAGGGGCUAAAGAUGGAGACCCCCAGGGACACAGGGACGCAGAAAUGUUUUCUGCUUAUGCCAUGGCGAUGUACACCAAUGCAGUAUUCUGGUACAGAUACAAGAUGCCUCGCGAGAGGGAUAUCUAG